UGGCGCCAGCUUUUCCAGUGGUGAAGCUCGCCCCCAAUGCUUCGCGCGUGUUUCGCAGGUACUGUUCAGCAAUACCACCGAGCGUUCAAUCUUGAAGGCCAUGGGGGCACUAAAGGAGGCUCUCGCCAAGCUUCCAUGGCAAACACUGCAGCUGGCCAACCUGAGCUUCAGCACCAACUAUUGGCCGCUGGUAAAGAAGGUGCUCGUGGGCAUCGUCGAGUCGCCACGCGACUUCGAACUCGUCAUGGGUUGGCAUGUGGUGCACUAUGCGGCGCCCAUCACCAGUCACGAGCUGGCCACUGCGUACCACGACAUCUACGCUUCGUCGAUGGACGCAGUGCAAAAGCACAGGCGAUUCUGCUUCAGUAACGCGGUUCGGUUCUUCGGCGUCGCGUCCUUCUCCUUGUACGUGCGGGAUCACUACACCCCAGCCGUGCGCGAGGAAGUGGAGUCCAUGGCGAAGGCCGUGCGGCGAACCUACUUCGCCACCCUGACUGACUCCACGUACGACUGGGCCUCGCUCACCGACACGCUCAAGUACCUGAGGCGGUCGCAGUCCCACCGCGUCAGAGAGAUCCUAGACGACGUGGGGGACAUCCAUUUCGACAUCGUGGCCAACUACCGCACCAUGACCGUUGCGUACACCAAGGCGGGCGAGGACAUGGAGUGGCUGCUGGGAUACGAACUCGCCGAAAACAUUCCCUACCCGUUCCGGACCGGAGGCGAGGCGUCCAUGUUGCCAUGGGCCAUCGAGUUUCCUUACUACCGCCACGACGUGCCUGCCUACUUGAGGUACGGCUCGUUCGUCACUGCGUUCGCGCGUGUCACCGCCUGGCAGCACAGAUCCCACAAGUCGGAGUUUACGAAGAGGCACGAGAGCUGCUGCCGGCGCUCAGCUGCCAAUGUGUCACUCGCUUCCAUAAAUUCAGCCAGCGCCAUCGAGGCGUCCGCGAUCCUCUACCAGAAGGCCAGGUGGAGCCAGGGCGAGGGCGAAGAAGCAUCGCUUCCGGACCUGGCGCACAUGUCGCCGCUGCAGCUGUUCUUCGUGUCCGGCUGCUACAUAUUCUGCAAGCGAGGCACGGGGCACAUCCCUUGCAACGCCCCGCUUCGAUGGAGCGCCGACUUCCGCAAGGCGUUUCAGUGCCCGCCGGACAGUCCCAUGCUGGCCAACGAGACCUGCCCCGUGUUCAGCUCCUCGGGAAGCCGACCCGACGCGCGUUCUACGUAGCGCGCGUGAAGCUGUUCUGUGCGGACAUCUGCGCAGGCGCUGUCGGACACCUCAGCUGUGCGACUGUGCUGUUAAUCGAUUCGCCUCGGCUUACUAUAUAUCUCGUGUGCCAACUAGCGACUACGCAAGCUUGCGCUAUAACUUCGCUAUAGUGCUGCGAACUUUCCAUUGUCCGAUGUUCUUGUUUUAUUGUUAUCUGUGUGCCCUCCCCCCUCCCCCAUUCUGUGACACUUGAACUCUAGUCCCCGUUUGUUUACCUUAGCAGUUUCCUUUAUUUCCUUUCAAUUUUGUCCCUGUCCUUUUCUCACGCUGUGAGUAUUGACUGUGGUACGGAAGGCACCGGAUGAACAUGAAGGAGCUUCUUUUUUUAACACUUUGGUGCCAUCUUGAGUCUGCACCGUUUAUUUUCCCUGAAUGUUUGAUUGAAUUUCAUUUGUACAAUUUGGUUUUGUCGUCUGAUGAGACUAUCCGUCUUCCAAACUGCAAAUUAUAAAUCGAUAAUAACGACUACUUCUCAUUUCUUAGCUGUUGUUCGUUACGUUCACCUUUUCUCCCUGUUAACAUGCCAGCCCAUGAGACAUCUUAGAGCUGAGUUCUGGGGUCCUGUGUUUGUCAAAUCUGUUAGCAGACAAGGCAUAGAUGCUGCCUGAUUAAUUUGUUGGUUGGUUGAUUGACUGAUUGAUUGUUUAAUCAUGUGUUCAAUCAUGCUCAACGGUUUGUUUGUCUUCUUUCUGUUGUGUUGUCAUCACCGCUUUGAAGCAUAUCAUUUAUUGUUUUA
Messenger RNA from Dermacentor andersoni, 2006 nucleotides. RefSeq lists its product as uncharacterized. Gene Ontology annotation, molecular function: metalloendopeptidase activity. NCBI's taxonomy places the organism in Eukaryota, Metazoa, Arthropoda, Arachnida, Ixodida, Ixodidae. Gene Ontology annotation, cellular component: plasma membrane. The record is from RefSeq and is a predicted model, not a curated record. Gene Ontology annotation, biological process: protein processing.